Colletotrichum karsti is the source of this 2469-nucleotide messenger RNA. RefSeq lists its product as uncharacterized. NCBI's taxonomy places the organism in Eukaryota, Fungi, Ascomycota, Sordariomycetes, Glomerellales, Glomerellaceae. The transcript is spliced from 6 exons. The coding region runs from base 1 to 2469 and encodes 822 amino acids. The record is from RefSeq and is a predicted model, not a curated record.
AUGGAGGAAGACACCGUCCAUGACCCCCCCUCGCCUGUGUUAGGGGAGCUCAUCACCUUCGACCCCAACGGCGACCUUUAUUUACACGUCGGCGCGGGAGUCGAAGAAAAGACGAAAACGUACUUUGUCUGUUCAAAAGCCUUGGCAAGAGCUUCGACGGUGUUCAGGAAGAUGCUCUACGGAGGAUUCGCGGAGUCAGGGCUCUCGGAUGCCGACCACGGCUGGACGGUCGACCUCCCCGAAGACCGCCAAGAACCGAUGGAACUUAUGCUCAAUAUCGUUCACGGGACUUUUGACAUGGUACCCGAGAAGCUGGAGCUUACUCAACUAUACACAUUUUUGGUUGUCACGGAAAAGUACGACGCUACUAAUAUCACACGGCCGUGGGCGAAGGGCUGGAUGGACGCGGUCAAGUCGAGUAUGCAGAACCCGCUGCUUCUGGGUGUGGCUUACGAGCUGGGCGACUAUCAAACAUUCAACGCUAUGGCGAUGAGAAUCGCUACAGAGUGUCAUCUGGAUGAUGACGGAGACCUCGUGUUUGGGUUUUCGGGGGAGAACAGGGAGACGUAUUCGUAUAAACUUCGCAAUCUGGAUUGUUUAAUACCAGCUGGGUUACUAGAGGACGCGGCAUCCAUCAGGAAAACGUUACUGAUAGCCAUGCUGGAUCCAUAUCUGAAUCUCUACGCCGCCCUCAAGGGCGGAGACAGGUCAACCAUGAGCUCAUCAAACGACGAAGGCUCGGGACCGCCUGCCCCGAAACGACAGAAGCUGCUCACAACCAAGUCGGACGCCCAAAUCAUCUUCGAUGAGCAUGGAGAUCUGUAUCUACACGUCGGCGCCGAACACGCAGAGCAUCCGACGACUUUCCUCGUCUGUUCAAGGACGGUCUCUCGGCUUUCCAAGGUUAUGAAUCGCUUGCUCUAUGGCGGUUUCGCGGAGUCGAAGAGGCCUGACGAUGCGGAGAAACCCUGGGAGGUGGAGCUUCCUGGCGAUGAGCCGGCGGACUUCAAAAUCCUACUCGGCAUCAUGCACGGAAAGUUCGAAGAGAUGCCCAAGAGUCCAGACAUGUUCGAAAUGUAUCGUAUUCUUGUCGCUGCCGACAAGUACGACUGCGUCCGUCUCCUUCGCCCAUGGAGCCGGUCUUGGAUUCAGGCUGUGGAGGAAGAAGAGGAUUUUGGUUUGGUGCUCGGCAUUGCGUGGCAUCUCGGGGAUGCUGUGUUGUUCAAGACGACUGCAAAAUACUUUGCAGAAGGCGCCGAAGUUAACGGUGGCGAUGAGCUGCUCUACGAUGGAGAGCUUAACGAUGAUGGCACGUUUCCGUGCUUGUCCGAUGUUCUCGGAGGUUCAAUUCCCUCAAAUAUCUUUGCUUCAAUCACGGACCUUCGACAGAGACUUCUGGAUGCAGCACUGAGGCCGUAUGCAAAGCUCCACAGGUCUCUUCUAGAUGGACCAAAGUGUCCCUUCAUAUACGGAGGCGGCGGACCGAAAGUCGGCAAGACCUGUGACAACCAACUGCUCGGCUCACUCACGAGGGGACUUUUUCGCGAAGGCAUCAAUAUCAUGCUCGAUGUACCGCAGCAGUCGUAUCGAAGAAGCUGCUCGGAAUUAUCGGGUGUGCUCAUGGGACUAGAGCUUGAAGUGGGAGACGACUCAGAGGGUAUUGUCGCCGGGCGUAUCCACGCAGUGAAGUGCAAGGAGGGGUUGAGUUCGAAGGACAUCACCGCCAACUACGACACCGUCGGCGACGACCCAUCGACGGCACACCCGAAUGCACCAGCGACGAUGGAGGCAGAACCGGCAAGAGCUGAUGGACGCCACGGUCCCCGAGAGAUGUCAGACGAGCCUGCCGCCAAAGGCCAGCGACAGGAAGCGACGGAGAUGAAGUCAGACGUUUUGGUUUUCGACGAGCUCGGAGACUUGCGCCUGCAAGUUGGCGCCGCGCUCGCCGGCGUCCCAGCUGCCACCUUUUUGGUAUGCUCUAGAACAAUGGCACGAGCGUCUCCAGUAUUCAAGAAGAUGCUUUACGGCGGCUUUGCGGAGUCUAAGCCUACAGAUGGCAGCGACUGGGUUGUCGACCUUCCCGAAGAUCAUCCGCGUCAAAUCCGCCAUAUUCUACACAUUGCUCACGUGGGCGCGAAUAAAUACGACUGCAUUGGCAUGUUUCGUCCUUGGGCCAAAAGAUGGCUUGAGAGGAUCGGCCUCAAAGACAAACGUCUGGAUGGACACUUAUUGUUUGUUGCGUGGGAGUUUGGUCAAGCCCGAGUUCUGAGACAUAUGAUGGCAAAGGUUGCCGAUGAAGCCUCUCUCUCUGAAGAUGGCGACGGCAAGCUGACCUACGGAUUCCGUCACUAUGACGACGUGAACAAGAAGUUGUGGACGAGAGAGUGGGAUGUGUCCGAAAAACUCCAAGGACUCAUCCCCGUCAGCAUCAUCGGUAAGUCUCGACGCGGACUUCUGGACAUAUCCUAG